AUAUUCUGUGGUAAACACUAUUAAAUGUGUUCUGUGGUUGACAGUUGACACAUGUUCAAUGUUUUGACAAUGGUUGUCGAUAUCAUAUGUAUUUGUUGAUAUUCAAAAAUUUCCUUAGUUUUCAUUCGUAAUAUGCUAGAACCGAAGAGAUAAAAAACAGAAGUAAUGUUUAACCGAUUUAAAAGUGCAGUCAUAGGCGUUGUUAGCGGCUUAGAGGCAAAUGGGCCGGCCAUCGAAGGAACACAAUACAACAAAGUAACGUUGGCUCCGAAAUUUCCUUAUGGAAGGCCCCACUUUUUAAGCCUAGGCGACGACGAAGUUCAAAUGAGCGCCGACCAUAAGUUAAGACCUAUUAUACAUCCCAGUAAACCACUGCCAUAUGAUACAGGAUAUGCUGAAUGUGUAAACGCAGGAAAGUCACGGUGGAACGAAGAUCAAGCUGUAUAUAGACAAGGAGUGUUGAGUAAAACAAUUCAGAAUGAGGCUGGAACCUUUAAUAAAUAUGCUGUUCCUUACACAUAUUAUGGCAUAUUUGAUGGCCAUGCAGGAGUAGGAGCAGCUUUAUGUGCCGCACACCAAUUGCAUCACAUUAUACAUGAAAAAUUAGUUGAUGCACAAGAUGAUAUAUGGGUAGAUUUUAAUGAAAAAAAUUCACCAACCACCAAACCUAGGGACCUGUUAAUUAUUGGCGCUUUAGAAUCGGCUUUUAGUGAAAUGGAUCAGCUGCUGUUAGAGGACAAGAAUAAAUACCAGGCUGCUGGGGGAUGCACCGCACUCGUUGCUCUGUUUAUUCUAGGAAAACUGUAUGUAGCAAAUGCAGGAGAUUCACGUGCAAUAAUCUGUAAAGGCGACACAUUUUUACCAAUGUCAAUGGACUUUACUCCAGAAAAUGAGAGAGAUAGGAUCAGAAGAUUAGCUCAAGAACAACCUUUGUUAUUAGGAAAAGAAUACACUUCAAAAGAAUAUUUGGCACAACCAAAGUCUGGAGAUUUAGGGAAGACAGUCAUGUUUAGGGAUGCAUAUAUGAAAGGCUGGGCGUAUAAAACACUGCAGCCGGAUGAUCUGAAAAUAUCUGUGAUUACUGGGCAAGGAAAAAGAAGUAGGGUAAUGGGUACCAUUGGUGUAACAAGAGGGUUUGGUGAUCACGACCUUACUGCCGUUUAUCAAAAGAUGCCUAUAAAACCAUUCCUUUCUUCCCAUCCAGAAGUACAAGUUUAUAAAAUCGCAUCGACCGACGACAAGGAAGUUCUCAUCAUGGGGACAGACGGGCUGUGGGACGUCGUCGAUGGCUACAAAGCUGCCGAGAUUAUAGAUAAAUCUCUAAACGCCUUUGAAGACAAGAAAUAUGUCAGUGCUGCCACUUGCUUGGUAGGUUACGCGCGGGGUUCCCUCACGAAUUUCUGGCAAUUAAAAAGUGGCAAGCCGGCUUCUUGCGACGAUAUAUCAGUAUUUGUUAUACCUUUGUUACCUUAUAAGCUAGAAUACCAAGAAUUAGUAAGUAGGAGCGUCGUAAAUGAAAGUAAUUCAGCCAGUACUACUACAAAUAAUGAGAUAGUAUGCGAGAAUGAAAAUUUUUUAUCUUGUUAAAUAAAUACUGAAAACCUCAGGUACAAAAAUAAUAACUUUUCCAUUGUAUUAUUUUAGUUCCUCUAUGCACACAGUUUAAAUUUAACUGUUUAUUGGCUGUAUCAAGUGUGUUGAUAUAAACCAGGCAUUUAAAUCGUCUUCAGAAUAAACAAAUAUAUAAUUUCAUAUAUUUACUUUAUAUUUGUAAAAAAAUAAUGUUUCAUUGCAUUUAUGUAAUAUUUAAUAUAGU
Sitophilus oryzae (rice weevil) is the source of this 1816-nucleotide messenger RNA. RefSeq names its product protein phosphatase 1H. The record is from RefSeq and is a predicted model, not a curated record. Lineage: Eukaryota; Metazoa; Arthropoda; Insecta; Coleoptera; Curculionidae. The transcript has 6 exons. Gene Ontology annotation, biological process: protein dephosphorylation. Gene Ontology annotation, molecular function: protein serine/threonine phosphatase activity; cation binding. Bases 166 to 1587 code for a protein of 473 amino acids.